Messenger RNA from Penicillium lagena, 660 nucleotides. Its product is annotated as GNAT family N-acetyltransferase. The record is from RefSeq and is a predicted model, not a curated record. The transcript has a single exon. Gene Ontology annotation, molecular function: acyltransferase activity, transferring groups other than amino-acyl groups. Bases 1 to 660 code for a protein of 219 amino acids. NCBI's taxonomy places the organism in Eukaryota, Fungi, Ascomycota, Eurotiomycetes, Eurotiales, Aspergillaceae.
AUGGAUAAGAACGAACCAGACGAAUUCGUGACUGUGCGGUCUUCACUACCAACAUUGCCUCUUCCCAGCAACAGCGAGCGACCCACAUUGACAACAACCCACUUGCUCAUCCGGCCCUUCCAACCAACCGACGUGGAAGCAUUGUACAUCCUACGAACACAACCAGAAGUAAUGAAAUGGACCUCCGCCGGCUGCAUCGACAAAGAUAUCGAGAAGACCAAAGAAGUGCUGAACCGAUUCCUCCCCCCAAACGACACAGCCACUCUCAACUACGCCAUCUGCCUCAAGAGCACGGGCGAGCUUAUCGGCCAAGGCGGCUGCCACCUCUACCAGGCCAAGCACGGCUGGCCCGAGGUGGGAUACAUGCUUCGAAAGGAAUUCUGGGGCCAAGGUCUUGCCACGGAGUUUUUGGGAGCCUGGCUACAGUUCUGGGGAGAAUUGCUCCGGACAGAGCGGGAGAUAAGGGUUGAAAAAGCCAUGGUUACGGAUGAGGGUCGGGUGCCAGAGCAGCUCAUUGCCAUUAUAGAAUCUAGCAACGGUGGAAGCCAGAAAGUUCUGUUAAGAUGGGGCUUUGAGCCAUUUCGAGAGUUUACUGAAGCGGAUGAGUCUACGCCUGGUGGGUGCAAGCUUGUGGCCUUUCGCUUUUUCCCAUCAAAGUGA